AUGUCAGGACUUGGUAAAAGUCAUAAAGCGAAGUCUGCUGGUAAAGCAAAAAGUCGAUCUUCACGUGCAGGUCUGCAGUUUCCAGUUGGAAGAAUUCAUCGUUUGCUUCGAAAAGGCAACUACGCAGAACGUGUUAGUGCAGAUGCCCCUGUCUAUCUUGCAGCUGCUUUGCAAUAUUUGGCUGCAGAAGUGUUGGAAUUGGCAGGAAAUGCUGCACGUGACAAUAAUAAAUCUCGCAUAAAUCCAAGACAUUUACAGUUGGCCAUUCGCUAUGACGAUGAAUUGAAUAAGUUGCUUGCAGAUGUUACGAUUGCACAAGGUGGUGUAUUACCGAAUAUUCAGGCAAUGUUGCUACCCAAGAAAACUGGUUGGACAUGCGAGAAAGCAGCAUCUUCUAAAGUUAGAAUUGUUUAG
Molecule: messenger RNA, 414 nt
Organism: Thelazia callipaeda (thelaziosis nematode)
Lineage: Eukaryota; Metazoa; Nematoda; Chromadorea; Rhabditida; Thelaziidae
Source: the annotation of a GenBank genome assembly